Messenger RNA from Linum trigynum, 9066 nucleotides. NCBI's taxonomy places the organism in Eukaryota, Viridiplantae, Streptophyta, Magnoliopsida, Malpighiales, Linaceae. The record is from the annotation of a GenBank genome assembly.
AUGGUCACUUCAAGAGACGUUCAGGAGAUCGUCUCCAAGCUCUCCUCCGAUAAAGCCAAAGCGCGGGAAGAUGGGUUAAAAUUGUUAAAUACAUGGCUGGAAGGUGAAAGAUCGGUAAGAUUCUGCAGUUACCUUUCGCAGAACUCCAUGAAGCUUAAUCCUGAUAAAAUUCCUCAUGCUGAAACAUGGCCGUAUCUUAUUACAUUGCUUAUCCAGUGCGUGUCGUCAGAAAUAUCAUCCAGCAAAAAGCGGUUGCCGAAGUCAGCUUUUGCAAAAACACUGCGUGUUGUGGUUCAGCGAGCUGAAGAUGUUAAAUUCUCAGGCAAGAUGCCAGUUCUGUUACCUGUUGUAAAACCCCUCUUUAAUCACCUGUGGGAUGUCCUGAGCAGCGUCCCAAGCUUUCAGUCGGAAUAUGGCAUUAUUCUUCGUCUUCUUUUGAGUAUUGGAGACUAUCGUUUUCACUUGAGGAAAAAAGUCUAUACUAAUCUGAUCCAUUUCUACCUUGAGAGCGUGGAAACAACUUUAAGUGAACAAAAUGAUAGUCACUGUGUUCCAAGAGAGGAGGUCUUCCGCUGCGUUCUGACUUUGCAUUCCCUUCUGGAAAAUCCUCCGGCUGAUUUGGGAGAAGAUGUUAGAGUGGAAAUUGCAAAGGGGUUUGUUCAGAUAUUUUCCUGUGUAAGGGAGGAGAGUAAGAUUUCACGUAAGCUUAUGGAGUGUGUCAAUGUUUACCUGUUAAAUGGUGGCCCUAAUUUGAGCCAUGAAUGCUUAGAGAUCCAUGAUGCUGUCCGAAACUUUGUAUUUCGUUGUUGGCUUACUACACGGGACCGCGGCCUCAAGGAUGCUCUAAUGUUGUAUGCUAGGUUGCAGCUAAACCUUACUAGGGGUAAUAUUGAAGGAAGUUCUUUGGUAGAAGAACUGCUGGAUGUGAUAUGCAAAGAAUUAGAUCAAGGUAGUCUACCGAAUGUCGGUGUUCCAUGGGCAGAGACAAUGAAGGAUGACAAAUGUGGAGCGCUAAGUGUUUCACAGUAUUGCUUGGUGGAACUUUCAUCCUUGGUCUUAUAUCGGGCUUGUGCAAGUCCGAUGAAAGUUCCUUCAUCUGAAAAGCGUGUAAAGAGGGAGCACAUAUCUGUAAUAGUAAAGGAAGCCCUCGCAAAGGGCAAAUGGUUAUGGCAUGCUGUUUUUUGCCAUCUCAGUCGUAACUACUGCACUCGAAUGAGUGAAGAUCUUUUCAUUCUUUGGUUUGAAGGAAUCUCCUUGAACUUUGAUAGAAUUCUGAGUGAUGCAAAUAUGGGGCAUGCCUAUGAUGGUUUGCUGUGGACUUUAAGGAGUUUGCAAGACCUGUCUAGUGUUUUGCUGCAUACUACGCAACCGGAGAUCUCCUCAAGAUCUUCCUUCAUCUCAGAAAAGGUGGACAAUGGUUGGCAAAUAAUAUGGAACCUCGUGAUGCAGGGGUUGCCAGUAUUCAGUACUCAAACUUCUGUUGUUGAUGCUGCUUUAAUUCUACUGGGAAACAUCAUAUCAAGGGAAAUUACAAGCAUGUGUCUCGUACAUCAAGAUGUAUGGGACCUGAAGUUGUUUAAGCGGACACCAUCCAUGGCCUUUUUGUAUUUUGCUGCUUGCUAUUUUUCACACAAAGGUUGGCAGGGGAACCUAAUGGAUACCAUACAUCUGAGGAGGAAUCUCUUAAGAGCUGUUCUCGGCAAUCUGAAGUUUAAGGAAUCUUCUACUCUGAAUGAGCACGCAGUCCUCUUAAUACCGUCAGCUGCUUAUGCUCUUUGUGCUGGCUAUGCUUCGUUCAUGCCCUAUUACCGGGCGCUUUUCCCAUUAAAUUCUUCUAUGAAGGAUUUAGAGGUAUCAGAUGGUUGGGCUAAGCUAGAUGGGCAAGAAUUUAGAAGACCGCGUGAGUUCUUUGAAUGCUUUGUUGAAGUUCUUUCCGAGAUUUAUGAUUCCAAAACCAAGGUUUCCUUGCCGGAGCUGCACCAUGGUGUGCGUCUUCCCUACAAAUUGAGGGAUUCACUAUUGGACGAGACGGAAGCACAUAUUCUUAGGGCUAUGACAGAUAAGGAGGCUAAAAGGAUGCCUCUUACUGAUGUGUUCUUCAUAUGUGCUGUAGUAUGCAAUUUGGUACAUGGAUCAUUAGUAGCUAGGGGAGAAGUCUCCUCUUUCAUUUCUGAAUCAGGACAUUUUGUGGCAGAAUUGCUGAAUCAUGGCGCUAGUGCAAUUGAAGAUGGUGCUGACUUUCAGUCUCUUGGAUGCUUUGACAUUGGUGCGGAGAAGGUUGCAAAGAGCACUCUUCUGGAUGCACUUACAAGCUUUGUUUGCUGUCCCAUCUUUGCCAAAGGACGUGGUGGUUGUCUAGAUUCUACAGUCUAUAAUAUGAUAGUUCAGUCAGUGGAGAAAGUCCUACGCAGCCUGGCUAAAUUGUAUGAGCGAUACUCUGAUUGUGGCACAAGUCCUGGUGGUCAGUUGAUACCACCUGAUAUUUGUGUAUCUGACAACGACUUACAAAUGCCUAAAUCACUCACUGGUGAUAAAAGUAGGAUUAUGGACAUGGAGUUAGAUGUCAGCGGGGAUAUGAAAGAUGUGGAUAUGUCAACAGUAAGUGGGACAGUUGGUUCUACACCAUCCUUUUCUAUUGUCAACUGGAAGUCGAGCAUGAUAUCUCUUAUGGCGAAUUUUUCCCCGGUUUUGCAAGAUUUGACAUGGGAUAUAUUGUUUGAAAUUUUGGCAAGAGAAUCUGAUCCAAAGGUGGGUGAGAAGAUCCUUUACCAUCUUUGUCAGAACCCAGAUUGGUCUUCUCCUGCAAAAAUUACAGGCUUGGUCAAAAUAAUGAAUGACUUGCUUGACAAACGGGUGAAUCUCAGGCUUGAUUGCAAGUUUAUAUUGGUUGCUGCUCAUCAAUUGUUAAGUAAGAUAUCUUCGUCAGAUGCUGGUCAAAAUGACGAUCCAACUCUGAUAAGAGAAUCCGAAUCGAGUUUGGUGCAUUUGGGAGAUCUGGUGAACAAAGUUGCAGAAUUCGGUGUUAUUGAUUGGGUGGGGCGUGCAAAGCUAGUUGAUUGCAUUUGUGAUUUUGUGUUGUUGGACCCUCUAAUUGGUCAGACAAUGAUUGAGAGGUUGUUGUUGUUGGUCCGAGAUCCUGAUUACAGAGUCCGGUAUUCUUUGGGCCAAAGGGUUGGCGUUCUAUUCCAAACAUGGGAUGGUCAUGAAGAACUUUUUGAGGACAUCUGUUCAAACUUCGGUGUUGUUAUAGUGCUCCCGUUGAAAGGAAAACUCGUCAAAGCAAAGCAGGUCAUGUCUACUGGUCCACAGUCUCUCCCAGCUCUGGAAACUGUAAUUAUUACUCUUAUGCAUCUUGCUUUACAUAGCGAGAAAGUAGAGUCAAAGGCAGUUUUCAUGUUAUGUGCUAUUUCUGCCUUCGAGCCUUGUCACAGGGAGUUGGUCAUUGAGGUGCUCAAUAACCUGUCAAAGCAUCUACAGUAUACAACUAGAUUCAAGUAUUUGGAGGAACUGAUGGGUGCAAUUCUCUUCAGCUGGGUUGCUUGUGAUGUUAAUUUAGUUUCACUCCUUGAGAUAAGGCAACUUUUUGUAUCAGAUGUGGAGCCUAGUUAUUUUAUACAAUACUCUUGCAAUUGGCUGCUUCCAGCUUUACUAUUGGAGAAGGACAUGACCAAUCUUAACUGGCUAGCUAAAGUCUCAGGUCAACCAUUGGCAGCUCUAGUUAAGAGUCACUUUGUGCCAAUAUUUUCAGUUAGUAUGGCAUUGCAUUGCAGUAAGAUGCCUGGAUGGGAAAGGGGAACUUUUGUGCUUGAGAAGUCUAUUUUGCAACUUGCUGAGUUAUCUGAGAAUGAACGAGACAAGCUCAUAAAGAAACACAUGGUAUCUAUUGUUGGCCAUAUGCUGUCCCUUGUUUCUUGUGCAUCAGAGCCUACAGUUCCUUUCUUUUCCAAAGAGACAAUAGCACAGGCAAUUCGGACUGUAGUGGAUGGUUUUCUGGAAAUUGAUGAUCAGCCUGCUAGUGGUGCUGUUCUUGAUAAGAUCAACAUUUUUCGUCCUGAUAGAGUUUUCAUGUUCAUAUUGGAAAUACAUUACAAAAUAGAAGCAGCUGUCCAUCCGAGGCAUAGGUGUCACAGGUUGGCUGGACUUGAAGUGCUCAUUGAUGUUCUUGGUCAUCGAGUUGCUAUCUCAGGCACAGCCAACUACAUUCUCAAUUUGAUUGGACAGAUUAUUGGUCUCAAAGCUCUAGAAAAUCAAAGUUGCCGUAUAAUGACUUCUGUACUGAAGACUUUUGAUGAAAACCCGUCUAAAGACGUUUUUAAUGCUCUAGGCGAUCAACUUCAGUUUUUGGUAUCAAAAUUGGUGGAAUGCUGCAGGCAUUCUGUCACAGUUGAAGGUCCUUCUGGCCCCACAUUAUCUCCCGUUCUUCCUUUGCUCCGUCAACUGGUUGUCAGCUCUGACCUGUCUCUUCAUGAUUAUAUUAGGGAGUUGGAGCCAUUCCCUGAGAUGGAUUUCUUCAAUGAGAUGCGAGGGUUCCAUAAAGUGUUAUGCCAGACAUACUCUCCCAGAGAUCACCUAUUGAAAUUUGCUAGCCGAUAUUGUUACUUGCCUCCAAGAUUACUAUUGUCAAGUGUCCAAGCACUGCACAAGAAAGUACUCCUAGGGGAAAAUUAUCAGGUGAAAGGAAGUGACAAAGAUGUGAUAGAGGAUGCACAUUGGAAUCAUGAUCCAGAAAUCCGUUGUGCAAUCUGGACCCUAGUUCGUAUAUGUGGUUUGGAUGAUGCCGGCAGCAUCAGACCUUUGGUCUCUGACUUUGUGUCUCGGCUUGGGGUUGGGGAGCCACACAAUGUUGUUUUCCGUCCUGCUAGAGAGUUCAAUCAUAGGAGAGUGCAGCAAAGCACUUCAGACACUGGUACUGAAAUAAGUUUUGGAAUAUCCGAAGACCUUCUGGUAGAACUUCUUAGGCUCUUGAAGAAGUAUCUGAUGGAUGAUUCUGUUCGAAUAGUUGAUAUGGCAUCACAAGCUCUUCAGGGAAUUCUUUCUACUGAAAAGGGUCACAGAGCUGUACAUUCAUUUGAUUCUUAUGAGAGGUCUCUCAUUGAGAUCCACUCUAAGGGUGUAGACACCAAAGUGGUGGAGAAAUUCUUGACGGAUUUGGAUAAGAAAUUUAAAGUUGAAGCAGUUCCACUUCAGGAUUCUACUUUAUGGAACACAAGCCGUAAAACCUUUGAGGCAUGGAUUUGCCCAGUGGUGUACUCAAUGCUUGGGUUCUGCAAUGACACCAUCUUAAGAUUAUGCCAGGGAAUUGUCUUGCACAAAGCCGAGGUUGCUGAGCUCCUGUUUCCAAUUGCGAUUGUAGAUAUAGCUGGAAGAAAAGAUCUAGAUGUUGAUCUUCAGAAGUUGAUAACUCAGCAGGUCCAACGGCAUAUAUUUACAGAAUCAAAUAUGCUGGUAAAAUCAAUCCAAGUCUUGUUGAAUGCCCUUAAUGAACUUCGCUUGUGUCAUGUACUGGAAAGGUCUUCACUCGAACAAUCAAAACGAGAAGCUUCCAAGUAUUCUAGGCCUUCUAGUCAUGGUUCCAAAUCACGUUCUGCAUCUGGAAAGACUAGGGAAUCCCUUGGUAGUUCAAGUGUACCCACCACAUCAACAUUUCUAUGGGAUAAGGUUUACUGGUUGAGCGUUGAUUAUCUUCUUGUUGCAAAGGCAGCAGUGCUUUCUGGUUCGUAUUUCACUUCGAUAAUGUAUGUUGAACAUUGGUGUAAAGAGCAUUAUGGAGGCCUUACCUUAGGAGCUGCAGAUUUUUCUCAUGUUGAGGUGUUGUCAGAUCACAUCGAAGUACUUAUAUCAGCUCUCACUCAAAUAAAUGAACCAGACAGUCUCUACGGAACCAUCCAGUCCCACAAGUUGGCCUCUCAAGUUGUUACCUUUGAGCAUGAGGGGAACUGGAGCAAGGCCCUUGAAUAUUAUGACCUGCAAGUGCGUUCGAAUGCCAUUCUUCAAGCAGAUGUAAGUUCCAGUAUAGCCUUGAUGAUGAAUACCCAAUCGGCCGGCCAUUCUGCCCUUCCUGCAACUCAUGAUGAGAUGAGCCAGAGGAAGCCUUAUAAAGGGUUGAUUAGAUCACUGCAGCAAAUGGGCUGUACACAUGUCUUAGACAUUUACUGCCAGGGUUUGACUUCUCGAAAGGACCAGCUGCAGCAUGAUUUGGAAUUCACUGAAUUGCAGUAUGAAGCUGCUUGGAGGGCUGGAAAUUGGGACUUCUCUUUCCUGUCGCUUGCACCAAAUUCAGCUUCUUAUCAGCUUGUCAAAAAUGAUAACUUCCAUCAAAAUUUGCACAGCUGCUUGAGGGCAUUCCAAGAAGGAGAUUUUGGUGAAUUUCGAAAAAAAUUGGAAGUAUCAAAGCAGGAGCUUUUAUGUUUGGUGUAUUGUGCCAGUGAAGAGAGCACUCGGUACAUCUUCUCGACCAUCAUUAAACUUCAGAUUCUGUAUCAUCUAGGCAUGGGAUGGGAUAUACGUUGGAUGUCAUAUAGUGAAAGGGCUGAAACCUACCCGGUACAAAGGUGUCUGGAACCUGUAAUCCCUACCAUGGAACAGCUAUCUCAGUUGAAUAAAGACUGGAGCUCUACUUUGGAACAGACACAACUGCAUAUGAAUCUAAUUGAACCAUUCAUAGCAUUCAGGCGAAUUCUGCUUCAGGUCCUGAAAUGUAAAGAAAGCUCAAUGCAGCAUCUAUUGCAUUCUGCUUCAACUCUUCGCAAGGGCUCCAGGUUUUCUCAGGCAGCUGCUGCAUUGCAUGAUCUAAAAUCUUUUUGGGACAAAACUGGAGAACCAUCUUCGUCUCUCUAUUGGCUUGGGAGGCUUGAAGAAGCAAAGUUGCUUCGUGCCCAGGGUCGGCAUGAAAUGGCUAUAAGCCUUGCAAAGUAUGUCUCAGAAAAUUAUCAUUCAGACGAAGAAGCCUCCAACGUGUAUCGCUUGGUAGGGAAGUGGCUGGCAGAAACUAGAUCUAGCAGUUCAAGAACUAUUUUGGAGAAAUAUUUGAAGCCUGCAGUUUCACUAGCUGAGGAUCAGACCUUCACUAACAAGAAUUCUGUUGGAAAGCGAAGCCAGGCUCAUUUUCAUCUUGCCCACUAUGCUGAUGCACUAUUUAGAUCUUAUGAGGAAAGGCUAACUUCUAGUGAAUGGCAAGCUGCGAUGAGAUUGCGGAAACACAAGACUUGUGAGUUGGAGGCCCUUGUGAGACGGCUAAAAUGUUCUGCAAAGGGAGAAAAGGUAGAUUAUCAAUUGAAAAUACAGGAGUUGCAGAAGCAACUUUCAAUGGACAAAGAAGAAGCUGAAAAACUUCAGGAUGACAGAGACAAUUUUCUCAGCUUAGCAUUGGAAGGAUAUCAACGUUGUUUGGUCAUAGGUGAUAAAUAUGAUGUUCGAGUGGUGUUUCGUCUCAUCUCCCUAUGGUUCAGUCUGUCUUCUCGAGAAAAAGUAAUCAGCAAUAUGCGACAGACAAUUCACGAGGUCCAAUCCUAUAAAUUCAUUCCGCUGGUCUAUCAAAUUGCUUCAAGAAUGGGCAGCUCAAAGGACAGUAUAGGGCCUCAUGGCUUUCAGUCUGCUCUGGUUUCUCUAGUGAAGAAAAUGGCCAUAGACCAUCCGUAUCACACGAUUUUCCAGCUUCUAGCUUUGGCAAAUGGGGACCGCAUCAAGGAUAAACAGCGGAAUAGAAAUUCUUUUGUGGUUGAUGUGGAUAAAAUACUUGCGGCAAAGAAUCUUCUCGAGGAGUUACUAUCAUAUCAUGGUGGAAUUAUUAGACAGAUGAAACAAAUGGUAGACAUCUAUAUCAAACUUGCUGAGCUCGAAACAAGGAGAGAGGAUACCAAUAAAAGACUACCCCUUCCAAGAGAUAUUCGCAGUGUUCGUCAACUUGAACUUGUGCCUGUGGUGACAGCUAAUAUUCCAGUUGAACACAAUUGCCAAUACCCCGAAGGUUCAUUUCCAUACUUCAAAGGACUAGCAGAUUCAGUAAUGAUAAUGAAUGGCAUCAAUGCUCCAAAAGUUGUUGAGUGUGUAGGUUCUGAUGGUAAAAGGUAUAAACAGCUUGCCAAAUCUGGAAAUGACGACCUAAGACAAGAUGCGGUAAUGGAACAAUUUUUUGGUCUGGUGAAUACUUUCUUACAAAAUAAUAGGGACACAUGGAAAAGAAGAUUGGGUGUUCGCACGUAUAAGGUUGUUCCUUUCACUCCAAGUGCGGGGGUGCUUGAAUGGGUUAAUGGCACACUGCCUGUUGGAGAAUAUCUUAUAGGAAGCACAAGAAAUGGUGGUGCCCAUGGUCGUUAUGGAUUUGGGGACUGGUCAUUUCUCAAAUGCCGAGAGCACAUGGCAAAUGAAAAGGAUAAACGUAAUGGAUUCCAGGAAGUUUGUGAGAACUUCAGGCCUGUUAUGCAUCACUUCUUUUUGGAGAGGUUUCUGCAGCCAGCUGACUGGUUUGACAAGAGACUUGCUUACACUAGGAGUGUUGCUACAAGUUCAAUGGUCGGUUACAUUGUUGGCCUGGGUGACCGGCAUUCUAUGAAUAUCUUGAUUGAUCAGGCUACAGCAGAAGUAGUACACAUAGAUCUUGGAGUUGCUUUUGAACAAGGGCUAAUGCUGAAAACACCUGAACGGGUUCCAUUCAGGCUUACAAGAGAUGUGAUCGAUGGCAUGGGUGUUACGGGAGUUGAAGGUGUUUUCAGAAGAUGUUGUGAAGAAACUCUGUCAGUGAUGCGGACGAACAAAGAAGCAUUACUGACCAUUAUCGAAGUGUUUAUCCAUGACCCUUUGUAUAAGUGGGCUUUGUCUCCUCUGAAAGCUUUGCAGCGCCAGAAAGAAACUGAUGAAGAUCUUGAGACUAGCUUGGAAGACUCGGAAGAAGAAAGUGAGGGGAACAAGGAUGCGACUCGGGCGCUGUUGAGGGUGAAGCAAAAGCUAGAUGGGUACGAAGAAGGGGAAUUGAGAAGUGUGAAUGGACAGGUUCAGCAACUAAUUCAAGACGCGAUUGAUCCAGAGCGCCUGUGCCAAAUGUUUCCAGGCUGGGGAGCUUGGUUGUAA